Alosa sapidissima (American shad) is the source of this 1284-nucleotide messenger RNA. RefSeq names its product cofilin 1 (non-muscle), like (gene cfl1l). Gene Ontology annotation, biological process: cell motility; actin filament severing; actin filament fragmentation. The record is from RefSeq and is a predicted model, not a curated record. The transcript is spliced from 4 exons. The coding region runs from base 88 to 582 and encodes 164 amino acids. Gene Ontology annotation, molecular function: actin filament binding. Gene Ontology annotation, cellular component: actin cortical patch; cytoplasm; actin cytoskeleton. NCBI's taxonomy places the organism in Eukaryota, Metazoa, Chordata, Actinopteri, Clupeiformes, Clupeidae.
GAGAGUUAAAGCGGGGAGGGCCUGCGCAUAAACCUACUCUCAUCUUUCCAGUGGCUCAACCGACCUCUCUGAGAACGUACAGUCAACAUGGCCUCUGGAGUAGUGGUUGAUGAUGGUGUGGUUAAGGCGUACGAGGAGAUCAAGGUGCACCACAGGGGUGAGGUGCAGUGUGAUCGGCUCAAGCUAGUCAUGUUCCGCCUGAGUGACGACGACAAGAGCAUCAUAGUGGAUGAGGAGAACUCCCUCAAGAUGAAAGAUGUUGCGGAUGUGGAUGACGUCUUCUCAAAGCUUGUCAGCAUGUUCCCAAGCAAAGACUGUCGCUACGCACUGUAUGACUGCUGCUACAGAACCAAGGAGACUGAAAAAGAGGACCUGGUCUUCAUUAUGUGGGCCCCUGACGAGGCCCCACUGAAGAAGAAGAUGCUGUACGCCAGCUCAAAGGGUGCCCUGAGGAAGAAGCUGCCAGGGCUUAAGAUUGAGUGGCAGGUGAACGAUCUUGCAGAUGCCAAGGACUCCUCAGUGCUAAUAGAGAAGCUGGGAAACAGGGGAAUGAUCAAGGAGCUGGAGGGCAAGCAAAUGUAAAUGCCACAUUCUCACAUGCACCAACAGAAUGGUCCCAACAACAGUGCAGACGAAUUGCUUAAGUGUUUUUGUUUUUUAUUUUUAGUUUAUUUUUUGUUAACCUUAUGUCUGCCUUGGAGAGAGACUUCAAGGGAGGAGAGGUCAUUCCAAAAUGACUUAUCCAAACUGAUGAAUUCCCAAAAAGGAACAAACCUCCUGAUCAUUCCUUAAGACGGAUCAGUUUUGUGGGGGUUUUUUUUUAUUUUUAUUUUUAAAUAGUUGUUUUAUUUUGAAAUGUUCAUUGUUCCUUAUGCUUUGCUCUUUAGUGCCCCCUUUCUGGUUCAUUCCAUUUGAAGGGGCUUUUUAUUAUUCUCCAGAAGUGCAUAUCAAAAGCUGCUGGUCCCCCCAGUGGAAGCCCCGUCUGAAAGACUAGGCUCCAGGCUACAUUAACAGACCUGAUUCUCCCCAUUAGGUCCAAGUCAGGACCAAUUUGCUGAAUCAGUCAGGUCUGUUUGUGUCGGGUGGUGGGGGAGCAGGCAGUAUCUGUUACUCCAGUAUUCACAUGGGCGUUCAGCCGUCGAAUCAGGCUCUUUGCUGUACUCUUCUGUUCUACCAGCUGUAAUUGUUACAUUCCAUUAAGCUAACUAACAUACUCUGUCUAAGCGUUGUUCAUUCUUUGCCACAAUAGGAAGAGAUAUAAAUAAUAAAAAAAGAUUAUCUGAA